AGUCAUGCAUCUUGAACAUCACUUUGCGGGAUACCGAGAAGCUUGGCGCACGGCAUAAUUGACAGUGAGGUAACAGCGGCAUCAACCUGGAGAAGAAUAAGCCGCUCUGAAUGGUGCUUUUUGCUGCAGAGCCUCAAGCAACAAAUUGUGUCCACUUGAAAUGCACCAUUGAUGAAGAGUCUAUGUGUAAGAGAGAGAGAGAAGGGGGAAGAGAAAGAGAGGGAGAGAGCGAGGGCGACCACACAGUAAACGCACAGCUCCUAUGGCAGAUCCGUUCCGCUUCACUAUCACGCAGUGAACAGUUUUUUGGCUCUGAAAGAAGAGCUGCAAAAAAAAAAAAAAAAAGCAGUUGGAAUACCAGUCGUGGGGCUUUUUUGUUUUUUGGUCAGCAGUUGUCGGAGUUUGCGCCGCAGUGAUGACCAAGCGCUCUUAGCGGGUUAGGAGUGGAGGAAGACGUCCGUUUGCCGUUUGCUGUCGCCUUGUCCGCUGGACUAACAUCGCAUGGGGACAUGAGCAGUGUGGAUCCAUCCUCUAACAAACUGUUGACUUUCAAUCAGCGCUCUGCCUCAGAGGACUUGGGGUGCAGGCGUGGAGACUUCAGCAGGAAACACUAUGGUUCGGUCGAGCUGCUGAUAUCCAGUGAUGCAGAUGGGGCCAUUCAGAGGGCGGGACGCUUCAGGGUGGAGAAUGGCUCCUCAGACGAGACUUUGGACUACACUCCAGGAACCUGGAGGAGAACCGAUGUCCAUCUGGAGAAUCCAGAGUACCACACCAGAUGGUUCUUUAAAUACUUUUUGGGAAAAGUCCACCAAAAUUAUGUGGGCACGGAUGCAGAGAAGAAUCCCUUCUACCUAUCGGUGGUCCUCUCGGACCAGAACAACCAACGUGUUCCCCAGUACCGAGCCAUCCUCUGGAGAAAGACGGGGACUCUGAAGAUUUCCCUUCCCUACAGCCCAACAAAAACACUAUCAGUCAAGUCCAUACUAAGUGCAAUGAACAUGGACAGGUUUGAGAAAGGCCCCAGGGAAAUCCUCAACCCAGAGAUUCAGAAGGACCUGUUGGUGUUGGAGGAACAGGAGGGUUCUGUCAAUUUUAAGUUUGGUGUGCUGUAUGCCAAAGAUGGACAGCUCACAGAUGACGAGAUGUUUAGUAAUGAGACGGGAAGUGAGAACUUCGACAAGUUUCUCAGUCUGCUGGGUGAUACCAUUACACUGCAGGGAUGGGCAGGUUACCGAGGAGGGUUAGACACCAAGAAUGACACUACAGGAAUUAAGUCCAUCUACACAGUGUAUCAAGGUCAUGAGCUCAUGUUCCACGUCUCCACGAUGUUACCCUACUCUAAAGAGAACAAACAGCAGGUGGAGAGAAAGAGGCACAUUGGAAAUGACAUUGUUACCAUAGUAUUCCAGGAAGGCGAUGAUGCCUCGUCAUCCUUCAAGCCGUCUAUGAUCCGAUCACACUUCACCCAUAUUUUUGCAUUAGUUAGGUACAAUAGCCAGAAUGACAGUUACAGGUUAAAGAUCUUCUCAGAGGAAAGCGUUCCACUGUUUGGACCCCCUCUCCCAUCCCCGCCUGUAUUUACCGAUCACCAAGAAUUCAGGGACUUUUUAUUAGUCAAAUUAAUCAAUGGAGAGAAAGCCACACUGGAGACACCGACGUUUGCCCAGAAGCGUCAGCGGACCCUCGACAUGCUGAUCCGCUCGCUCUAUCAAGACCUCAUGCCUGACCUGCACAAGGUUCCCUUUUCUCCCCAGAACAUGUUAAACAGACGGUCCUUCAGCGAUGUGUUGCCCGAGUCUCCAAAGUCGGCACGUAAGAAGGAGGAGGCACGCCAGGCUGAGUUUGUCAGAAUAGGGCAGGCCCUCAAGCUGAAGACCAUAGUGAGAGGCGAUGCGCCGACUAGCCUCGUCACCACAGGCUUGUGCAGAAAAGAGCCAUGGGAGUCCCAGUUGUUCUGCAGCACAUUCCCCUAUGAUAUCGUGUGCGCUGACUCCUGGGGUCAGUCAGUGCUGGUUGCCACAGACGCAGCAGGGGUCAUGCUGCUCGAUGGCCCUGAUCCAGCAGGGUUAGGCAUUGAGCCACAGAGCCUUCCCCCAGUGCACGUGUUCGACAGAACCAUGGUGGUGAAGCAGAUGCACGUUCUCGAGCCUCAGGACCUGCUUAUCACCCGCACUGACAAAGGAAAGGAUGCUCGGCUUUAUGUGUUCAGACUCAGCACAAUCAAGAAAGGCCUGGAGGAGAGGCAACUAAUCAGGGGCAAGUGCGACAGCCGGGAAAACAAACUGGAGAAAACGAAAGGUUGCCAUUUGUACUCUAUUAACACCCACCACGGCUCAGAGCUGAGGAUAGUAGCAGCCAUCAGGAACAAACUCCUCCUCAUCACCAGGAAACAUCCGCGUUUCAGCGCCGUCGCCACAGGAGCGGAUUCUCCAGUGGAGGAGUUUCAGUACAUACGGGAGAUCUGUCUGUGCGACCCGCCGGUGGUGAUGUCGCUGGUGGACGGUCCAACCGGGGAAAAUGAUAAUAUGAUUUGUGUGGCCUACAAACAUCAAUUUGACCUGAUCAAUGAGAGCACUGGAGAUGCCUACCGGCUUCAUCACGCAGAGGCCAACAGGGUAAAUUUUGUAGCGGCCAUUGAUGUGUAUGAAGACGGGGAGGCAGGUCUGCUGUUGUGUUACAACUAUAUUUGUUACUAUAAGAAAGUUUGUCCGUUUAACGGCUCCACACCGAUGAUCCAGUCCAACACCUCGGAUUUCCACUUCAGCUGGAACCAGAUGCCUAAUGCUAUUGUUUGUGCAUUUCCUUACAUCCUGGCCUUCACCACGGACUCCAUUGAGAUUCGACUAGUGGUCAAUGGCAAUCUUGUGUACACAGCAGUGGUCCCGGAGCUGCAGCUGGCUGCUUCGCGGUCAGACAUUUAUUUCGUUUCAUCGGCUCCAGUGAGCUCAGCCUCCAACUGCAGUUCGAGAGACACCAGUUCCCAGAGUUCCCCACAGACGCCCACCGGCUAUGAGAUGCCCAUGUUCCCCUCGCCGCUCGGCGAUGAUUCUAUACGGAUCCCCUAUGGUACCAAGCUUUCCCUGUACAUGUCUAAGGAUGCUGAAGGUGAAGCGACAUGCAAGCACAUUUUUAAGAUCCCUCUGUGUAACUUGGUGGGCCGCAGCAUCGAAAGACCGCUGAAGUCCCCUCUGGUCAACAAAGUGCUGACGACACCAGCCCCCACCAUGGUGGCCCCAGCUCCCCUCAUCUCUGCAACACACUCGCUUUCCUUAUCCCGCAUGGAGAUCAAAGAAAUAGCCAGUCGCACACGGAAGGAGCUGCUGGGCUUGACAGAGGAACCAAGUGGGAAAUCAGACAGCGGAUCAGUGAAACAGAGAAAGAUGAGCAAAAAGAACACAGAGGACGAGCCCAAAGUACGAGCGCUGACGUCCACAAACAGCGACAGGCUAGCCUCACAGUCCAGCGAAGUGGAUCAGGAUGUCCAGCUGCACUGUUCAUCCAGUUCGGAGGCGGAGCCAGAGAAGGCGGUGCUGCAGCCAGAGAGCCCGCCCCUUACCAGUGCGUUCUCCCUCUCCACAUCCUUCGAAGAAGAUGUCUUGGACCUAAAGUGAAGACAAUCCCAUCGUGCACUUCUCUGCCCGCCCACUUCUGUACUGUCACCUUUACUCUGUUGUUUUGGUUGGUCUUCUUUUCUUUUUUGUUUUUUGUUUUUUUCUGUUGUUGAGCUCUGAUACCUUGGCGCUUUUUCCUACAUACCCUGGGAUUCUGAGCCCCCGUUCAGCGGACGAGAUGGGUGCAGUGGAGGUUUGAAGUCAUGUUUGUGUGCGUGUGUGACUUUUUUCAUGAGCAGUGCCCCCCCUCAGCCGCCGUGUGUCAGCUGUUUGUGUCGCCCCGCAGCAGAUAACCCAAAGAGGUUGCGUAAGAUGCCGUGGUGCAUUCAGACUUCUGCAAGAGCUUUGAGAUGCCGGUUUGAUCCUAAACCACAAACUGAAUGUAAAUCUGUGCACCAAGGCAUGAGAAAACUCUCUGCAUUCUCAACUCCCUCUGACGUUGCAAGAGCUUAUGUGUUGUAUAUUAUGUGAUUAUUUCCGAUCCACUUUCAAGUAUUGUAUGAUAUGCAUAUGUGUACAUCUGUUUAUACACAAAAGUGCACACAUGCAGGCGUAUAUGCCUGUCUGGCUUGUGAUGCAUAUUUAUAGAUAUAUUAUAAAAAUCAAUUUUAUUCCCAUAUUUAGUAAAAGUAUGAUUUUUGAUUUUAUGCUCUGCACAUUUUCGCCCAUAUUGUUCCCCUUAUCUGUCGUAAACAGGUUAGACAGACCUGGAAGAAGUCUCCCACAAGUGCCGUCUGCCACUGUCCUCCAUUCAAGUAGACGUCCAACAGCCACCAGAUUUUGGUGUCUGUCAGUAGCAGCCAUGAUUGUAGUCCAUGUUCGAUUACAGUGGUAACCAACGACUGCAAUCAGCUCGGGUGAUUUCACUUGCUGGCGGCAAAAUCUCAAAGGCACAUGCACAAAUCAUUUUAUCCCAUAACAAAGACCUGACCUUAAAUUUGCAUGACUUGCAAGUGUUGUGUUUUUUGCAGCAAAGAAAUCACUUCUUUGGAAACAGUGCGAUCUGUAACAUGAUACCAAAUUCCGAACAAAGUAAAGAAACAACAAACUGAGACAAGAAAAAAAAAGUACAGGAGUAUCUAUAACAAGACGGUGGCUAGAUGGAUAGAGGAGGGAUGAUAAAAACAAAACCAAAAGUGUGAAUUACUUUUACUUUGUCUUUUUCUGUGUGUGGAAUGAAAAAGUCUUUUAUUUUGUAGAGUAAAAUGUGCACUUAGUUAAAAGAUAGUUUUAUCUUUAGGAAAAAUUAGACUUUUACUGAACUAAAAUUAAAGCCUAAAUGAAACUAAGAAUUUUAACAGUGCAAAACAAAACAUCUCAUUAAAAAAUACUAAAUGUAUUUAUACAAUUAGUAUAUUUGGAAAGCAUAACCAUGCUAGCGCUGUUUAAAUCACUGAGUCUAAUUUGGAACUUCAAGGCCCAGAAGCCCUGCUGAUUUUCACCUCGAGGUCCAGAAAUACACUGAUUUACAGCUGGGGUUAUCGGUUAGGGGAUAACUCACUGCAGCACACGGUUAAAUUCACAGUUUAGAUAUCCUUUCCUUACUGAGUGUAGAGGUUUAUGAUCAGAUUGUUAAUUGGCUGCCCAUCUGGAAAAUCUUUUGUUAUUGUCAUACAGAUAAAAAUCUAGUCCAUAAAUUUGGAGGGCUCAAAAGAGACUGAUAAGUCUCUAAUAUUACAUAUGCUCUAAAAACAAUCCUUCAUUUCAUUAAACCCUCUCGGCCUUUUAAAUGUCUCCUCAUUUUAUACUCCACACAUUCAGAUUACAGAGUAAAGCAAUCCAUUAAAAAUAAAACCACUAAUGCUCAGUUACUGUAGAGUUGACAACAGGGAAACAUCAGUAUCUACAAUGGCUCUUAUUAUUACAUCAGUCUGGGAUGCCAAACAGCUAAGGAUGCACCACAUCAGCUAAAGGGUGACAUUCCACAUGAUUAAACCCAGCUUGAGCACCUUUGGGCGUUAGAGCAAUCAUAAAAAUAAUUCUGAGAGCAGAAACUUGGCAAGUGAGAGUGCAUGGUUUUAAAAAAGGUCAAACAUGGUCAAACAAACUUUGUGUAAUUACUGUCACAGCCAGAGGAGGGAGACAAAACUUAACCACCACAGGUUCAACAUGGGAAACCUCCACAUCUGUACCAUCCACCCCACUUGUGAUGUAAAUGCACCUCCAACACUAAUAACCUUUAUCAGGAUUACUUUAUCUAGAAAAAGUUUCAUACAGAAUCUCACAAUCCGUUCUAACACAAAGGGUCAACUACACUUCUCAUUUAAUUUUAGUAAGAAUCCACUUUAUAACACCUAAUUACAGCACUGAAAAGGUUAAAUGGUGCUUUGUGUCAAUGUAAAAGCUAAUCAAAGUGACAGUAAUACAAAGGGAAAUGUUUGGCAAAGGUGACUAGCCUGAUGUAGGUGUUAGUGCAUCUCUGUAUGCUUGUUUCACAUCAUAGCAGCCUUCAGAUUGAGCAUGAGCCUCUUCUUUUCUCAUUUCUUCACACCUUUGCUCUGUUCUCCUGCCUGCCUCUGCGUGAAUCCCUCUAACAGCAAAACGUAACUCAGAAAAAGGGGUAGAGGAAGAAGAAGAAAGAGGAGGAAGAGGAGGAGGAACCGGGAUGGAUUUUUACUCUUCUUUAGUGUCUAAAUGAGGGUGGAUGACUCGGGGAAUGCUGCUUCUCCCGCUUUGCGUUGUUACGAUUCCUUCUGUAUUUUUGUCUUUAGUUUCUACCUCCCCUUGGCAUUUUUACUGUUUUGUUUGUUUUGGUUGGUAUUUUAGUUUGUUUUGGGGGGUUUUGUAUUUGAAUCUAUAUUUACUGUUUAGACUGUUGCUGAACCUCUCUGUGAUAUCAAAAUGACAGAAAAUUGACAAAAAAAACACCAAGUGUCUUAAAAUAUUGUAUCGCCAUCGUUUUUAAUGCCAAGUAAUACUUGUAAAUGUUUGUGUAUCAAAUGUGGCCUCAAAGGAAACUGAACUAUAUUAUUAUUAAUAUUAAUAUUAUUUGAGCAGUUAUUUUAAACAAGUGCUGUAGACCACUGCUGUGAAAGUAGUUGAUUUUGUUCAUUGAUAUGUAAUAAAUAUUUAUGAAAUUU
Messenger RNA from Maylandia zebra (zebra mbuna), 6691 nucleotides. It is a transcript of the gene garnl3, whose product is annotated as GTPase activating Rap/RanGAP domain like 3. Gene Ontology annotation, molecular function: GTPase activator activity. The record is from RefSeq and is a predicted model, not a curated record. Lineage: Eukaryota; Metazoa; Chordata; Actinopteri; Cichliformes; Cichlidae. Gene Ontology annotation, biological process: regulation of small GTPase mediated signal transduction.